Molecule: messenger RNA, 1340 nt
Organism: Rubroshorea leprosula
Lineage: Eukaryota; Viridiplantae; Streptophyta; Magnoliopsida; Malvales; Dipterocarpaceae
Source: the annotation of a GenBank genome assembly
AAAUAUCUUCAAACAGAAAUAUCUAUUAUCUGGUGUAUUUGGAGACGAAAAAUUCAGGGAGAGAUAGGAUGCUAGCAUCAAUGUUUCCACUCUACAAGGUUUCAGUCCCAAAAUCUUGCCCUUUUGAUGGCCAUUUCAAUUCAAAGAAGUCAUCCAAUCCAAGGUUGAAGCAUAGAACCACCUUGAUCAGAUGUUGUCAACAAAGAGUAGGGGAGAGAGAAAGAACAAGAAGAAGAAUGAAGGAGAAUUACUAUGAAUUGCUUGGAGUUUCUGUUGAUUCAAAUCCCCAAGAAAUCAAAGAGGCUUAUAGGAAGUUGCAGAAGAAACAUCAUCCUGAUAUUGCUGGCCAGGAGGGUCAUGAGUAUACUUUAUUGCUGAAUGAGGCCUAUGGAGUGCUGAUAAGAGAAGAUCUCAGGAGAGAUUACGAUGCUUCCAUUGGUCAAGUUCGAUUUAGAAGGAAUGUCUCUGCCUCCGGCUUGGGUUAUAGUUCAUGGAGAGGGCCAUUAAGAACCCAAGCUCUAUUUGUUGAUGGAAAUGCUUGCAUAGGGUGCCGAGAAUGCAUUCACCAUGCAAGCAACACAUUUGUGAUGGAUGAAGCUACUGCAUGUGCUCGAGUUAAGGUUCAAUAUGGAGAUGAUGAUCAGAAAAUUGAGGUUUCAGUUGAUUCAUGUCCUGUGAACUGCAUUCAUUGGGUGGACAGUGAAGAAUUGCCUGUGCUUGAGUUCCUGAUCCAGCCUCAACCAAAGGAAGGGCAUGGUGUGUUUGGAGGAGGGUGGGAAAGACCUACAAAUGUUUUCAUGGCAGCUAAGGCAUUUGCAAAGCAGUUAAAACAGGAACCUGCCUCUGAUUUCAAUCAAAGAAAUGCAAGAGCGACUGCCGACGAAGAGACCCCAGCUCAAGUAGAGGCUCGAAUUAAUGCCAGUAUGAAGAUAAAGAUGGCAAGUUUCGUAAGGGUAUGGGAUUUCUUCAAAGCGGCUUUUAGCUCUGGUACUAUAGAUGGAGAGUGAUAAUUGCAGAAUAUAAAAGUAGAAGCUCCUAAAAUACUGAUGCCUUGACAGUUUCUCUAUUCAAGUUCAGUAAAUCAAGAAGUAAUGCAUUCAAGUCCAACACUGAGUGGCCUAGUGGCCAUUCCCCUUGGAGGGGAGGUGUUAGGACAUGAAGUCCUGGGUUCUAUACCCAGGCACUACUAACUCCCCACCCCCAAAAAUUCCCUAAGUUCAGAAAAAGAAGAAGAAGAAGAAGAAGAAGAAGAAGAAGGAAUGCAUCCGUGAUCCAUGUAAGGUAGCAGUGCUGAAGCUUGCCAAAUGUAAGAUAAACAGAACAUGGAUAGUAUAUGAUAA